GUUUCUUUUUUCUGAGAAACCUUGACACAAUUCCUGGAAAAAAAACACAUGCAGCUGAGUUUUUCCAAAUGUAAUUUUUGCAGCUUAAGCACUUUAAGCCAAGUGCCAUUAAGCUCCAUUAUAUUCAAGAGAUGGCAGACUGCAGCUGAUAUGUCCAAAACUGUCCAGAUGGAUGAAAGAAGUUCACACCUGAUUUGCUGUGAAAUCUGGGAGGUGUUGUUGGAGGACCCAGCAGGAGCCUGGAGGCAGUGAGGUGGAAGCCCUCAAGAAAGCCACUUAAUUCAUUCUGCCAAGCUUCAGAUAAGUGUUAAUGACUCUAUGUAGAAUCCUUACUACCAAAACUUCACUGACUCAUUCAGGUUUAUGACCCAGUUAUCAGUGGUUUAUUGCAGUGGAUGCACUCCGGUAGUUUCAGGGCUUCUUAUUUUGACGUUCUCUGCUCUGCCACUACAUCCUGUUUAUUUGACACAAGCAGAUGUCAGUGCGUCACCCUCACAUUCAGAAGUGCCUGCUGUCCUGCAAGUCCUCAUUACAAUGCAACACACCCAGCUCAGCACACUCACACAGUAUGCCCUUAAAAGGCAUUUUCCAACCGCCUGCUGUUUCUGCAGGGGACCUUCCUGCUCCUCGUUGCUCUUGUGCCUCCUCUACUGGUGAAAGAGGGAACAGGACCAUGAAACGUUGCUGGUCAUUAGAAGCUUUUUGUGAGGGCUUUAGUGUUAAAUCAGCUAUGGCACAGAGGUGAUAUAAGAUAACAGAGCAAACCAACUCUUAAUAUUUGUUUGUUGCUGUUUUUAGGAAAGGAGAAACUACGGGAACACGAGCUUUCCUGCAUGGUUGCUACUGAAGCAUCAAAGAUAAAAUGAUGAUUUUUUUUAACCACACUUUUGUGUCAUCCCGCAGCUCUUUGUGGGCAUUUUGAGUGUUUUUAAUUGAUUAAGAAUCUCUUUGAAGUUUAUUUUCUUCUCCCUGUAGUUUGUCUUGUUAUUAUGGGAUUGAUUAUUGAUUUUUAAUUGUUGUUUUGUGUUUCGUCACUGAGCUCUGUGACUUUCCAACAAUAAAUAUUAAGUUAUUUCAUACGUCUUCUGCCAGGAUCUAAACACGUCCUGAUAAAAAUGAGACAUGAAUGCUGAUCUGGGCCUUUUUUAUUAUCGGGGAUUAAUUCUUGCCUUUCACUUGGUAGAGGCAGGUUCAGAGCCCACAUAAGAUUUUUCAUAAUGUUACAGUUUUUACAGUUUAUCUUUCUAAAAGUCACAUUAAAUAACAUUGCAUAAAUAAAAUGAAUGACUAGGCUGGAGAAAAAUUAUUUAAGACUUCUGUAAAUUAAAAAAAAAAAACAAAAACUUGUCUGAAACACUUAAAGCCCUUUGUUGAGUACUUUUCCAGACCCUCAAAAACCCUGCAGCUGAGGAUGGCUGACUGUUCUUGAGUCUUUGAACGCACCCCGGCGACCUACGUCCGUUGUCCUCGCCCCCCUGACAUCACGGACAAGUCACAAUGCAACAUGUGAUCAUUUCGCGCUUUGAUUGGCUGCUGUUCCUUUAAGCACCCGGAAGUUUUGCUGUCUGAGGAUGGAAAGCUGGUAGCAGCGGUUUCGUUAGCAGAGCAUCAUGGGUAACACAGAGAGCGUGGUGGUGCAGAAGCGGCUGGCCCGUUUCCGUCCUGAGGAGCGACCCUUGGUUGAGGGGGUUUUUGACCAGCUCCUGGGCAGUGCUGGUGGCCCUCCGGGGGCUGCAGGGAAAACAGCAGCCGGGAGGACCAUAACGCUUGAGAUGCUGCAGUCAUUAAUGGGCAGCGUGGCACCAGACUCCAUGGUGAGGAGGCUCUACCAGUGCAUGUCCAGCAUCAGCGCUGGACUGGCAGCACCCACGGCCUCUGGGAGGACCGGAGGCUCCGGUCCCUCUGGAGUCAGUCGAGAGCAGCUGGUCGUCUUCCUCGCAGACACCCUGCGGGGAACUGCAGAAGAACGUGCCCCCCUAGUCUUGGCCAUGUCCCAGCAUGCAGGAGGGGUUGCAGCGGGCGUCACCUGUGAACAGGUGGUGGCGUUCCUACAGGACCUGAUCUCUGCUGUAGUUCAGAUUUUGGUCCACAGAGGACGCCUGCAGGGCUGGAAGCCCGACAGAAUGAGUGAUACCUCUCUGGGUGUUAAACUCCUGGCAGAGCAGAUGUGCUCUGAGCUCAAACCAUCAGAUGAGGGAGCUUGUGAUGUUCCCUGUCUGGAGGACUGGAUCUUCCGGGUCCCACAGGUAUCUCAGUAUUUGGAGCUGCUGGUAGCUGAGGGCCUGAGCGUGUCUCUGAGCGGCCGGCCGGCCCCGACGCUGCUGCCCCCCUGCAGGGAGACGCCUUGGCAAGACCUGAGGUGUCUGUUGGACCUCCCCACCCUCAUGUUUUUGGCUCCUCAGUUGCCGGAUGGCUGCGGCGCCCCCUGGAAGUUGAUGUUUUCCACUCGGCUGCACGGGGAGAGCUUCACCAGGAUGAUGGCCGGCUUGAUGAAGCGAGGGCCAACCCUGCUGCUUCUCAAAGACACUAAAGGCCAUGUCUUUGGGGGCUUUGCCUCCCACAGCUGGGAGGUCAAACCUCAGUUUCAGGGUGACUCCAGAUGCUUCCUGUUCACUGUGAGCCCCAAACUGAGAGUUUAUACAGCAACAGGAUACAACCAACACUUCAUGUACCUCAAUCAGAAUCAGCAGACCAUGCCCAACGGACUGGGUAUGGGCGGUCAGCACGGUUAUUUCGGCCUGUGGCUGGACAGCGACUUCGGCCAUGGUCAUAGCCGGGCACGACCCAAGUGCACCACGUACGGCAGCCCUCAGCUCUCUGGAGAGGAAGACUUCACCCUGGACUCCAUGGAGGUGUGGGCUGUGGGAAAACCCCCAGAGCCGGCGGAGGGUGAGGAGGGUGGGGGCAAGAAGAGCAUCCUGGAUGUGGAUCCAGAGGUCCAGGCCCUGAUGGAGAUAACAGGGAAGACUCUGCACAGUCAGGGCCUCAGAGAACCAGAGAAUGAUCAGGAGUGACUGUAAACAUACUCAGCUAUAUCAGAUUCAUUUGGCCUCAGACCUCCAGGAGCUGCUGCCUCUGUAAUGACCCCCACAGUCAAUCCUGAGUGGUUUUGAUGGGAGCUUAUAGGUGGUCUGUAAAGUGUCACCAGUGUGCAGGCUUCAGGCCUGCUGAUGGGCGUGUUCACACUGGUGUCUUUUUCUGAAAUCACUUCAUUACUAUUAAAAUAACUGAAGGAAAGGAGGUGCAGCAAAGCAGAGCAGGCAAAUCUACCCAGUAAUGAUCAUAAGGAGCUGUGAGAUAAUAUCCUGAUAAAGAUGUGUGCAAACAUCUGUCCUAAAGCAGUAUUAAUGAUGUUUUCAGUUUAUAACACUGGUGAUCACAGCUUCUUUUUCAUGGAUAAAGUUCAUGAAGACAUGAAACUGGAUACCUGUUUUUACAGCCUGGAUUCAUACCUGAGUUUAUUAUUUAUUGUUAAUUUUACUGGAGUAAGAUCAGCAGGUCUGUGCCCGAUCAUGCAGAGGACCAAUAAAGUUUGCAGCUGUGUGCUGGAUUCUGUGUUUGGACCUGGAUGCAACAGGAUCUUAUUGGUUAUUAACUAUGCAAACAAUUUUACACUAGUGCAGAUUAAAAACUAGAAUAUUGUGACAAAGUUCAUUUUUAAAAAUAAUUUAACCCUAAAGCUGAACUUUCAUAUAAUCUACAUUCAUUACACAUAAAGUGAAAUAUUUCCAAAUGCAUCAGUAUCUCAGAUUGUUAAAAUAUUUCUGCAGACCAAUCGAAAAAGGAAAAGUCCAACUAAGCAGCAGGUAUCCAUGUGAACAGCUGAGUGAGCAGGAAAACAGAGACACUUGUUGCAUUUACUGGCUGUUGUUCAUUUGAGAAGGCUGUUUGGUGACAGCACCCUCAGUUUAUGGGUUCAGCUGCUCGCAUGUGCCGGGUGAAGCUGGGUAUGGGUGUUGCUCAGUACUUCGGAUGCUGUUGCAGUUGAAUUGUGCACUGUCCUAAACCUACAUUAUUUCUAAUGGCCAGCCAGGGUGGACUAACACUUUCAAAAUGGAGUCUGUUUGCAUAUAAGUCUACAGAGGUCUGUGGAAAAGAGUCUUCAGCUCCCUGGAUCUGUGUCCUUGGUCUGAGUCACUAGUUCCAGCCCGUAAUGAAUAGACUGUAACAUUCGUUUUGGUCCCAUUAAGGUCAAAAAGGAUAAUAAAGCGUGGUGUGCUCUACCAUGUUGCUACCCUGUGAGCUGUAUUGUUUUUCAGCUCCAGACGCCGCCUCUUGGCAAAUAUCCAUCGGCUACAACUUUCAGUGCUGGGGUAGUCGGGACUGUCGAUCACAGCGUUCACGCCUCGGGCAGGUUUAUGGGUGCAGCUUGAUAGCCAAGCAUUAGCUGAUACCUUAUUUAUCCACCCUGUUGUUCAAAGCUGGCAGCAGACACAAGGCUUACACCGAGGCUUCAAAGUGCAGAAUCCAGGACGGGUGGAUAGUGACUCUGACUCGCUAUUGGGCCCAGCCUCGAGCGGCUUGUUUUAGCAGUUCUGUGGUUGGUGCUUUUUAGGAAGUACUCUAGAGGCUGAAGGCUGCUCACAGAUUUAGUCCACAUGCUGCAAAAUAAGCUGAGCUUUCUACAUUUAUGUAUAAAGAUGCAAUCUAUAAAAUGGGUCCUGCCAUCUUAUGCUGAUGAGGUUAUCUGCAGUGUGUGCAGGUUUGACCUGACAUCACCUGUUUACAAUAUAUUUUAGCUUCGCUUUGGUACAGUGAAGGAAGUGGUAAUGCAUCCAUCUUGAUAUACAGGCACUGAUGCAGCUUUCCUGAGCAGGCAUAGCUGCUGGUGCUCUGACUCAUGCUGUGGUUCAACCCGUGGUUACGUGGACAAAAUAAAAUGACAGGGUUCAGAAAACCAGCUUACUGAGCUGAGGUGCUGCAAACUGAGAGACCAGCAGGGUCACGAGACCAAAGAGCCGCUGACUGAACUCAGCUGUUCAUUAGAGCCAGUUAAUUCACACCCAGUGGAUAUGUAAACUGACAGUCAAUUCAGUUUUAUUUAUAUAGCCCCAAAUCACAACAAACAGUCGCCUCAAGGAGGUUUAUAUUGUAGGUAAAGACCCUCCAAUAAUACAGAGAAAACCCAACAGGCUAAAUGA
Archocentrus centrarchus (flier cichlid) is the source of this 5141-nucleotide messenger RNA. RefSeq names its product MTOR associated protein, eak-7 homolog (gene meak7). Bases 1611 to 3014 code for a protein of 467 amino acids. Lineage: Eukaryota; Metazoa; Chordata; Actinopteri; Cichliformes; Cichlidae. The record is from RefSeq and is a predicted model, not a curated record. Gene Ontology annotation, biological process: response to oxidative stress; TOR signaling. The transcript is spliced from 9 exons. Gene Ontology annotation, cellular component: nucleus.